Messenger RNA from Orbilia oligospora ATCC 24927, 567 nucleotides. RefSeq lists its product as uncharacterized. Bases 1 to 567 code for a protein of 188 amino acids. Lineage: Eukaryota; Fungi; Ascomycota; Orbiliomycetes; Orbiliales; Orbiliaceae. The record is from RefSeq and is a predicted model, not a curated record. The transcript has a single exon.
AUGCUUUUGAACCCUUUGUUGAUCUUGGCAGCUGCUAUCAUUCCCUUUUCUGAUUCCCGAGCGAUCCCCGGCUCAGGAGUUCCUGGCUUCAAGCUUGUUUAUAAGAACCUUGGAACUCUGCCCAAUACCAGUAAUACGAUCCAGCCGACGAGCUACGAUACCCUACCCAGCACCUCAUCUACCUGUGCUUCAAUGUGCGCAUCAAUUGUCUCUUGCAGAUUUUUUGUAAUAUAUGCUCCUUUCGAUGGGGCAGAUCGGAGUCGCAAAGUUUGCCAAUACUAUUCAGAAGCCGAUCCUUAUCAAAACAGCGAUGGGACCCAGUUCACCCACCAAGUAAGGGAACUCUGUGGGUACCAAAAACAAGACCCUAGCUUCGUGGGAAACACAACGAUUCAUGGCGCCAAAAAUGCCAAACGGGAGCAGAUCGAGGAAGUUGAUGGAAGGGUGCCUUGUGCACCAGAAGUCCCUGCUCCGCCAACCAAUAAUUGCACGAAUGCGGCAUAUGUCUCUAAACGACGAGACACAACCGGCCCUAUUCAAUAUCAACCAAUUGGACUCAAAUAUUAA